This is a messenger RNA of Scomber scombrus (Atlantic mackerel), 5958 nucleotides long. It is a transcript of the gene arfgef3, whose product is annotated as ARFGEF family member 3. Gene Ontology annotation, molecular function: guanyl-nucleotide exchange factor activity. Gene Ontology annotation, biological process: regulation of ARF protein signal transduction. The record is from RefSeq and is a predicted model, not a curated record. NCBI's taxonomy places the organism in Eukaryota, Metazoa, Chordata, Actinopteri, Scombriformes, Scombridae.
GAGUGCAUCCUGUCCAUGUUCAGCAGCUGUCCGCCCACGAUGCACCUGUCCAGAGGGUUCACUGACCUCGUGUGGAAGCAGCUGUGUCCGUCUCUGGUGGCGAUUAUGGGAAAUCCCGUCAAUGAUAAAACCAUCACUUCCCACCACGGAAUCAGCCUGGAUGUGGAUUCUGUCGGUGGAGGCGUGUCCGAUCAAGGCAGAGGUUCGGGCUGCUCCUCCAGCGCACCCGCCAGGAUCGCCCCGGUAGUGCGGACGGUGUGUUACAUCGCGGCGGAGCUGGUGCGUCUGGUGAGCUGCGUGGAGUCGAUGAAACCGGUGCUGCAGUCGCUCUAUCACAGGAUCCUGCUGUAUCCGCCUCCUCAGCACCGCACAGAGGCCAUCCGCAUCAUGAAGGAGAUUCUUGGAAGUCCUCAGCGGCUUUACGACCUGGCCGGUCCGUGUGUCGUCGAGCCUGAAACCAGAAAACGCUCCUUCUCUAAGAGGAAGUCUCACCUGGACCUGCUCAAACUAGUGAUGGAUGGGAUGACAGAAGCCUGUAUGAAGGGAGGCAUUGAAGCUUGUUACUCCUCCGUCUCCUGUGCCUGUGCUCUCCUGGGAGCGUUGGACGAACUGUCACACGGACGAGGCAUCCAGCCCGAGCAGGCUCGGCUUCUCCUCCGUCGCCUUGACGACCUGAAAGAAGGGACCGAGUCGACCCGAGAGUCCAUGGAGAUCAACGAGGCCGACUUCAGGUGGCAGAGACACAUCCUGGCCUCGGAGCAGGCUCCCUGGGACCCGAGCUCCUCCUCCUCCUCCAACGUGCCCUGCCCCGGGCCCACCGAGCGCAGCCCCGACAUCAGCAUCAGCAUCACCACGGAAACGGGCCAAACCACCCUGGAUCUGGAGGCGGGGGAGCUCGGCCUGGGUCCGGGUCACACCACUCCCGAGGAGUGCGGGGAGGAAACGCGCCUCCCGUCGCCCUCCAACGUUCAGGAGGGGAGCAAACAAAAAGGUGGAGGAGGAGAGAGAGGAAUUGUGGUUCCUCCAGAUGUGGUCCAGCGUAGCCAUGCACUCGUCUACCCUGACAUCACCAACUUCCUGUCUGUGGAGUCCAGGACCAGGACGCAUCAUGCAGGAGGGUCACGAUACAGCGAGAGCAACUUCAGUAUGGAGGAGCAGGACUUGUCUCGUACAGAGUUUGACUCAUGUGAUCAGUACUCCAUGGCUGCAGAGAAAGACUCCGGCCGCUCCGACGUGUCCGACAUCGGCUCCGACAACGUGUCUCUGGCCGACGAGGAGCAGCAGACGCCUCGUGACUGUCUGGGUCACCGCUCCCUGCGCACCGCCGCCCUGUCGCUCAAACUGCUGCGCAACCAGGAGGCCGACCAGCAGAGCGCCAGGCUGUUCGUCCAGUCGCUGGCGGCGCUGCUGCCUCGGCUGCUCGGAUUGGCCAACGGCACCGAGGUGGACCUGUCGCUGCAGAACUUCUCCUACACCUUCUGCUCUGGAUUACAGGCUGGUGGAAUCCACUCUCCAGGUUUUGAGGCAGGUGACACCCUCAGCUGUCAGUCUCUGAUGAACGCAGACGGCCUGUACUUGGUGUCGUACUACGCUCUGCUUCUCAACCUCAAACUCUGCUGCUGCGACUACUACAGGCGGCGAACGCUCUCCCCCGUCCUGAGCCUGGAGUUCGUGCAUCUGAUCCAGAGCAGCGGAGUCCUCGUGGUUCUGUCUCAGGCUUGGAUCGAGGAGCUCUACCAUCAGGUGUUAGAACGCAACCUGCUGGCCGAGGCCGGGUACUGGGGCUCUCCGGAGGGCCACACACUGCCGCUUAUCACCGUGCUGACAGAUAUCGACGGUCUGGGCAGCAGUGCAAUCGGAGGUCAGCUGAUCAGGAGGGCAUCCAGCCAAUCACCACUCACAUGUGGCAAGGCCAGCAGUGACACUGUGAUGGCAGGAGCCGUGUUCUCCCGCUUCAUCCUGACCGGCGUGUGGAAGAACCUGAUCGAUGUUCUGUCCACGCCGCUGACGGGACGCAUGGCCGGCAGCUCCAAGGGCCUGGCCUUCAUCCUGGGAGCGGAGGGGAUCAAAGAGCAGAGCCAGAGGGAGAGAGACACCAUCUGUCUGAGUUUGGACGGCCUACGCAAAGCUGCAGCACUCAGCUGCGCCUUGGGUGUGGCUGCCAACUGUGCGUCAGCUUUGGCGCAGAUGGCUGCAGCCUCCUGCGUACAGGAGGAGAAGGAAGAGAGGGAGGCGGCAGAGAUGGGAGACACCAUCACACAAGUGAAGCAGCGAGUCGAGCAGCGUCUGGAGCAGAUGGGUCGUCCUCAGGGAGUUCGCCUGCACACGGCUCACGUGUUGUGCAUGGACGCCAUCCUGAAUGUGGGGCUGGAGAUGGGAAGCCACAACCACGACUGCUGGCCGCAUGUCUUCAGGGUAACAGAGUACAUCAGUUCUCUGGAGCACACCCACUUCAGCGACGGCUCCUCUCAGCCGUCCUCGCUGACCACCAUCACCCAGCACAGCCAGCAGCUUCCCGCCGUAGACCUGGGCCUGGAGCUGAGCUGCGAGCCCAGCCCCGAGGCCUCGGAGAUGGGCCUGAGUCAGCCCGUCAUCCAACCUCUGUCCAUCCAGGAGCUGCUGAGGGAGUGUGGGAGAGGAGGCCGAGGUCUGGACCUGAAGAGCGGCAGCCUGAUGACGGGGAACAGCGCUGCGAAGGCCGUGUGUACGCUGUCGACACAGGCUGACAGGUUGUUUGAGGAAGCGGCCACCAAGCUCAAUCUUGUGGGUCUUGUGGGUUUCCUGCAGCAGCUCAGAAAAGCUUCUCAGUGUCAGCUGUUCGACUCCAUCACUGAGACCGGAGACUAUUCUCUGGCGAUGCCGGGAGAAGCCAAGUCGACGUCGGACCGGCGCAGCGCUCUUCAUCUGUUCCGCCUGGGCGAGGCCAUGCUGCGGAUCGUCAGGAACAAGAACCGACCUCUGCUCCACAUGAUGAGGGCCUGGAGCGUGGUGGCGCCACACCUGGUGGAGGCUGCGUGUCAUAAGGAGCGUCACGUAUCCCAGAAGGCCGUUUCCUUCAUCCACGACGUUCUGACGGAGGUGCUGACGAGCUGGGCCGAGCUUCCACACUUCCACUUUAACGAGGCGCUGUUCAGACCCUUCGAGCACAUCAUGCAGCUGGAGCUCUGUGACGAGGGACAGUGCAGGGACCAGGUGAUCACAUCGAUAGGUGAGCUGGUGGAGAUGUGUUCCCCUCAGAUCUUGUCAGGAUGGAGGCCUCUGUUCAGCGCUCUGAGGACCGUCCACAGCAGCAAGAGCGACACCAAAGACUACCUGCUGGGAGAAUACUCCAUGGGGAAGUCCCAGGCUCCGGUCUUUGAUGUCUUUGAAGCUUUCAUCAACACUGACAACAUCCAGGUUUUUGCCAACGCCGCCACCGACUACAUCAUGUGCCUCAUGAAGUUCGUCAAAGGCUUAGGAGAGGUGGACUACAAGGAGAUCGGAGACUGUGUCCACGUGUCUGGUUACAGCUCCACAGAUCUCUGCCUGCCUGCUCUCGACUACCUCCGCAAAUGUUCCCAGCUGCUGGCUAAGAUCUACAAGAUGCCGUCCAAGCCGGUGUUCCUCGGCGCUCGGCUCGCCAGCCUGCCGAUGAGAUCGCAGGAACGCUCGAUCAGCAGCGAGGACGGGAUGGACUGUAUCCUGCAGGAGUUCGAUGAUGACACAGGUUUGAUCCAGGUGUGGAUUUUGUUACUGGAGCAGCUCACAGCAGCCGUUUCAAACUGUCCUCGUCAACAUCAGCCUCCAACCCUCGAUCUGCUUUUCACUCUGCUCAGAGAAGUCACCAACAUACCAGGUCCGGGUUUCGCCAUCUUCUCCGUCAUCCAGCUGCUGCUUCCCGUGAUGUCACUGUGGCUGCAGCGUAGCCAUGGCGACCACUCCUACUGGGAUGUGGCGGCGUCCAACUUCAAACACGCCAUCGGCCUGUGCUGCGAGCUGGUGGUGGAGCACGUCAACAGCUUCAUACACUCAGAUAUCGGUUACGAGUCUUUGAUCAACCUGAUGUUGAAGGAUCUGUUCAAGCUGCUGGUGGCCUGUGUGUCUGAACCUGCGGAGACCAUCUCCAGAGUGGGCUGCUCCUGCAUCAGGUAUGUGUUGGUGACGGGAGGCCCAGUGUUCACAGAAGAAAUGUGGAGGUUGGCCUGCUGCGCUCUGCAGGAUGCUUUCUCUGCUACGUUAGAGCCUGUCAAGAACCUUCUAGCGUGCUUUCACAGCGGUUCGGACAGUUUCUCCGGAGACGCCUGCGAGGUGAAGGUGGCUGCUCCGUCACACUCGCCGUCAGCUGAGGCCGAGUACUGGAGGAUCAAAGCGAUGGCUCAGCAGGUCUUUAUGUUGGACACCCAGUGCUCUCCGAAGACGCCCAACAACAAGGAAGGCUUCGAACACGCUCAGUCCUGCGUCCUCAUCAUCGAGCUGCCGUCCGACCAGCAGUCCAACGGACACGCUCAGAAGAGGAUCCCGUUUCGGACCAUCGUUGUGAGCCUGCUGUCCCAUCAGGUCUUGCUCCAAAACCUGUACGACAUCCUGCUGGAGGAGUUCGUCAAGCACCCUGAAGUUAACGAGAAGGCGACGCCUGUGACCUCCGACUCCAAGCCGCCGUCUGCAGGCUUCCUGCGCUACAUCUCUAUGACUAAUUUAUCCAUCAUCCUGGAUCUGCUGCUGGACUCCUACAGGACGGCGCGGGACUUUGACACUCGGCCAGGCCUGAAGUACCUGCUGAUGAAAGUGUCGGGUGUUUGCGGAGCGGCUAACCUUUACCGUCAGUCUGCCAUGAGCUUCAACCUGUACUUCCAGGCGCUGCUGUGUGCAACACUGAGCCAGGCCGACACCAUGACGGCACAGCAGGUGAAGAGGAUCUUGUACGAGGAAGAGGAGGGGAGCUCUGACUCCUCUCACCCCGGCUCUGCUUCCUCAGAGGAUGAAGACAUAUUUGAAGAAACAGCACAGGUCAGCCCCCCUCGCGGCCGUGAAAAGCGUCAUCAGUGGCGAGCCCCGAACCCGUCGCUCAGCGUGCAGCCUCUGGGCAGCGCCGACUGGGCCUGGCUGGUGAAACGCCUCUACAAGCUGUGCAUGGAUCUGUGCAACAGCUACAUCCAGAUGCACCGCGACCUGGAGAGCACGCUGGAGGAGACGCAGCUGCUGAGAGCAGGAGUAGCAGGAGGAGGAGAUCACGUCUUCUUCCUGCCUCUCUUCCCGUCCGAGACUUCCACCCCGACGUCGGCUGGCGGGCUUUCGGCGAGGGGGACGCCUUCGGAGGAAUCCAGGUCUCAGACGGCGGACAUUAGCACAGCGUCACCAGGAGACACGCCAACACCCAGCCCAGGAUACAGCAGCUCGGGACCCGGGAGGAGAAAGGAAUGGUGGGAAAGCGCCGGGAACAAACUGUACACCAUCGCCACGGACAAAACCAUCAGCAAACUGAUGAUGGAGUACAAACGCAGGAAACAGCAGCAGCAGCCGCAGCAGCAGAGCCACGUCAACCUGUUCAUGAAGGAGCAGGGCCGGGCGGCGUCGGCGGCAGGAGGAGUCGGAGGGGAGAGGAGGGGUCCGGUGGAGCAGCAGAGGCUCCCGCAGAGGCCCCAGCAGCUGGUGGACCAGCAGGGGCCAGCGUUGAGGCACUCAGUCAGUGCAGGGCCAGAAGUCUUGAGGCAGGAGAAACGGCCACGGUCUGGAUCCACCAUCAGCUCCCACAGCAUCUCACUGAGGGAUUCUGAGGCUCAGAUACAGGCAUGGACCAACAUGGUCUUGACUCUCCUCAAUCAGGUCCUCCUCCUGUCAGACUCGUCCUUCCUGGCGCUCCAGCCGGUGCUCUACCCGUGCCUCAGCCAGCUCUCCUGCCACGUGACCGACGCCCGGGUCCGCCAGGCACUGCGCGAGUGGCUGGGCCGCGUCGGCAGACUCUAUGACAUCAUCGUGUGA